CUCCCUUCCAUCUUGCUCCCCGCGUGUGCUCGCUGCUAGUGUGCAGGUCAGUGAGGAGCUUUAAAAAUACCUUCUUUCCUGCACUGUUUCUGCCCUUCUCCAACGGCACAAGAUGAAAGAAACAAUUAUGAAUCAGGAAAAACUCGCCAAACUUCAGGCACAAGUACGCAUCGGCGGAAAGGGCACCGCACGCCGAAAGAAGAAGGUUGUGCACAGAACAGCAACUGCAGAUGACAAAAAACUUCAGUUCUCCCUAAAGAAACUAGGAGUUAACAACAUCUCUGGUAUUGAAGAGGUGAACAUGUUCACAAACCAGGGGACAGUGAUCCAUUUCAACAACCCCAAAGUGCAGGCCUCCUUGGCAGCCAACACCUUCACUAUCACUGGCCACGCUGAGACCAAGCAACUGACAGAGAUGCUCCCCAGCAUCCUCAACCAGCUGGGUGCAGACAGUCUGACGAGCCUCAGGAGGCUGGCCGAGGCUUUGCCCAAACAGGCUGGAGAUGGAAAGGCCCCAAUAGCCCCGUUGGAGGAAGAGGAUGAUGAUGUUCCAGAUUUGGUGGAGAAUUUCGACGAGGCUUCCAAGGAUGAGGCAAAGUAAAGGAAACAGACCUUCAAGAGAGCCUCAGCAGGACAUUACUCUGUGCAGGGAGGCUCCCCCCGUUAGAAGUUUUUUUUUUUUUAAAUUGUAUUUUUUUGCCACCCCAUUUCUCCUAUUGCUAUUUUGAGCACUCUGGUGUCCCUGUGCAGUUUGAGGGUGUGAGAUUGUACAUGGUGUUUCUGAGGUUGUAUGUGGUGGUGUCUCUGAGGUUCGUGCUCUUUUGUUCUCCUGAUUCCAUGUUACUAAACCUGAUUUCUUUGCCGUCUGGCUGAAACCAUCGUAUCUGGAAUAAACAUUUGCUAUUGUCAAUUAAGUGAA
This is a messenger RNA of Esox lucius (northern pike), 919 nucleotides long. RefSeq names its product basic transcription factor 3 (gene btf3). Bases 113 to 601 code for a protein of 162 amino acids. The transcript is spliced from 6 exons. Lineage: Eukaryota; Metazoa; Chordata; Actinopteri; Esociformes; Esocidae. Gene Ontology annotation, cellular component: cytosol; nascent polypeptide-associated complex. The record is from RefSeq and is a predicted model, not a curated record.